AUGGCUCCAGUCGCAGCAACCGCUAGCUACACGGCUGCGCCGUCUCGUUCGCAGAGACUGCUCAGCUCGGCACACUCCCCUUUGCUGUCAUCUCUGGCGCAGGCCUGUGAUAUUCCGGUUGAGUCCAUAACAGAUGCGUACCCGUCUUCUCCCUUGCAAUCUUCCAUGUUCGCGGCAUUCCUCUCAUCGCCACCAGAGAGGCUGCUGUACGUCGCACAACUGGCGUUCGCCAUUUCCAGUCUUGCAAGUGACCAGGACUUGGAGAGAUUAGGUCGAGCGUGGGACUCGACCGUGGAGAGGAACGAGCUCUUAAGGGCUCGUCUUGCGCGGGGGCCGAGUGGCAAAGACUACUUGGUUAUUCCAAGGGAACUGCCAACCUAUGACUACGUCGAUGGCGUCACCCUGGAUGAAUUCCUGCAGCAUGGGGACCAUCUCGAUAUGGAUUAUGGGCGGCCUCUGAUGAGGCUGUCAGUAUUGGAGGAAGGGAAGCAUUUCGUCUGGACUAUCAGCCACGUGUUAUACGAUGGAUGGUCCUUGCCCUUGGUUUUGGCCGAUUUCGUCGAGGCAUGGAAGUCGAGCUCAGACAGCACCAUUUUGGGGCAGUUGUCUUGCAUCAGCAGCCACAGACCGAGUUAUAAGAACUUCAUCAAGUACUUGGUCAACACCAGAAAGGCCAACUUCGACGCUGCAGCUGCAUUCUGGAGGAGCGAGGUCUUGGAAGGGGACGAGGAAUGCGUUCGAUUUCCACAAAUACCUGGCAACGGCAGCGGAUAUACACCGAUGACCAGUGCAGUCCUGUCUAGAUCUGUCCCAAUACCUUGGCCUUGCACUUCAAGUCACCACUUCCGGGGGCAAAAGCUCUUAUCUGCAUUGCCAUCUUCCGCAGUUCUGCGUUCAACCUAUCUGUGGGCCGCAUGGGCCAUGGUUUUAUGGAAGCACACACAAAGCUCGAGCAUUAUAUUCGGCGCCACCCUCAACGGCCGGCGAUGUCCCGUCGCCGGCAUCGAGGACAUCACCGGACCGACUAUGAACACCGUGCCUGUCAAGAUACGAGUGGACCGCGAAAUGGGCGUUGGGGAGUUUCUCCAGUACGUGCAGAGGAAGGCGAACGGCUGCGCGGAGUACGGUUGGCUGGGCUUUCAAGAAAUCCUCAGCAUCUGUGGUAGGGACACGGGCAGAGUCAAUUCGAUCAUGGUAGUGCAGCCAGCUUCCAGCCGGGAGGAUGCACACGGUGACAUGUUUGACGCGAUCCUGCGGCCGACAGGUCUAGUAUUCGAUGAUUCCAGAAGCAGCGCCAUCCAGCACAAUAUUGGGAUGUGCCUGAUCUGCACCCCCUCCGACGCGGGAUUGUCCAUCAACCUACAGUAUGAUCCAAGUCUCAAGACGGAUACGGAGAUCAGCUGGGUCGUCGGCCAAUUCACGACUGCGUUGCAACAACUGGUGCGUGACGACAUACAAGCCUUACCACUCGGAAAAAUUCGACUGUCAGGAGACGAGCAAUCAGAGCAGAUCCGGAGGUGGAAUGCCACGUCGACUGAGCCUGUGGAAGAGUGUCUCCACGACUUGAUUGAGGCGCAGGCGAGAGCCGCGGGUGACGCGGAGGCGAUCUUUUCUGAAGCGGGGAGUGUCACUUAUAACCAGCUUGACGAAUACUCUCGAAAUCUUGCAAUGUUCCUGCAUGAGAGAGACCUCGGGCAAAAGUCCAUGGUCCCCAUCGCCCUCGAGAAUUCCUGGCUGGCAGUUGUGGCCAUCAUUGCAGUGUUACGCGCAGGUGCAUGUUAUGUGCCCAUCGACCCCAGUGCGCCGCGGGAGAGAAUGGCUGCGAUUUUGAAGCAAGUCGACGCAAAGAUGAUGAUCUGCUCCGAGAGCGUGGCUGCUCGUAUGGAGUCUACAUGGAGCCAAGCAUCUGGGGUUGAGAUACUGGAGUUGACUGCUUUAUCACUCUCAAACAUCUCGGCAUCAUACAAAUCGAGAGCAGACAUCGUUCUCCCAAAAGUAUCACCAUCCAGUCUCGCGUAUACUUACUUCACGUCAGGAAGCACCGGAGUCCCCAAGGGUGUCUGCAUGUCCCACCGCGCCUCUUCUACGGGCAACACUGCCUAUGCCAGGAUACUCUCCCUCACGCGACGCUCACGUGUCCUCCAAUUCGCAUCUCUGUCAUUCGACGUCUCGUGUCUGGAAAUAUUUGCAACUCUACUCUCCGGAGGCUGCAUCUGCAUCCCGUCCGCCCAAGAUCGGCUCCAGGACCUCCAUUCCGCCGUCCGGAAGCUGCGUUGCAACGUCUUGGUGCUCACGCCAACCGUGGCCAAGCUACUUCAGGCCGACUUUGAGAAGAACCCGAUACCCAUCGGCAAGCUCUGUUUGACCGGGGAGCCGUUGACGGCCAGCGACGUGGAGUUCUGGGCGCCGAGGACCAGCUUGGUGAACGGGUACGGCCCAACCGAGACCUGUUUCUGUACCUUUUCCCGCACCUUGAACACGGCUUCAAGCGCCGGCAACAUUGGCUACGGGUCGGCGUGCAAUACCUGGAUCGUCGACGACUCUGGGACAGCCUUGGCACCCCUGGGCACGAAGGGAGAAUUGUUCAUCCAGGGACCUAUCGUUGCAGACGGGUACCUCGAUGAUCCCGAGAAGACUAGGGCGUCUUUCAUAGAGGAUCCGGUAUGGCUCCCACAGGGAUGGAGGAGUAGCGGAGCAAAGUUCAUCGCAUACAAGACCGGCGAUCUAGCCAGAUACAACCCGGACGGCAGUAUCGAGUGCUUUGGCAGGAAGGACUCACAAAUCAAAGUCCGGGGCAUGAGGGUUGACCUCGGUGAGGUCGAACACGCGGUCUCAUCGCUUGGGCACAAAGCCGUCGUCAUCGUCCCAUCCUCAGGUCCAGUGGCGGGCAAGAUUACAGCAGUGGUGGCUUUUGGGGAUCCCGACGGCGCGGGAAACCUCAGUGACCUCCCAGAUCCGGAACCCGACUCCUCAGUCGCCCUCCAGCUACUGGCCGUGCGCAACCACAUCAGCUCGCUGAUACCGCCCUACAUGCAUCCUGAGGUCUGGGUGCCCACCUACUCGCUGCCCAUGUUGCCGUCGGCCAAGGUGUCGCGGCUGGCGGUCAAAGGCUUUGUCCUGCAACAGCUCCAGGAGAGCUGGCUGAGCGCUUGGAACACCAUGUUGAACACGGCCGACUUGAAAAGCUCCAUCAUCCAACCUGAGGAAACCGUGGCAAUUGAGAUAGCAGAGAUAGUCGACAAGCUGAUCGCGUCUGGAAGUGGACAUGGUGGAUUUGGAGGAUGUGAGCCCUACCACGACAUCAUCCCCUCCAGGGCCGGACUUGACUCAAUCAAGACCGUCCAGCUCAUGCGGUUGCUCGCAAAGAGGUACAAGAUCACUCCGGCGAUGGCACGAAUAUCGGGUGGUGAGAUGAGCAUUCGUGACUUAGCAGGAUAUGUGGAGCACUUGAGGACCUGUUCCGACGUGCGUGAAGACGUCCCGCCACCAGGGGUGGACUUGGUGGACGAGUACCGUCAGCUCGCAGCCGGUCUCGACGACAGUUCUCGCACGACACGAAGUAAGCAUGUGCCAUUAAAGCUGAGCGAGAACGUCUCCACCGUUUUCAUGACGGGGGCAGCAGGGUAUCUUGGUAUUGAAAUCCUGCACCAGCUCGUCCAGCGCCCAGAGAUCUCCAACGUGAUCGUCCUCAUCCGGGCGGAUAGUCUGGAAAAGGCUGGCCACAGGCUGGCUGCAGUGGCCGAGCGAAUGGGAUGGUGCCUAGCCCCAUAUGUUCCCAAGAUUGAAGUCUGGCUGGGAGAUCUAUGUGAGCCGGGCUUGGGGCUCAGCAACGACCAAUGGGAGCGUCUUCGUGGGGAAGACUCACCAUUCGACUUGAUUGACGCCGUAAUACACGUCGGCGCAGUUGUCAACUGGUCCCAGAACUACCACCAGUUGAAAGCCGUCAAUGUCUCUUCCACCUUUUCCCUGCUUAAUGCUUGCACACACUCACUCAAACGAAACGGAGUCAAGCCGCGCUUCAUUCAGAUAUCUGGAGGCCGAGAGCCCACCUCUUCUUUACCCACCCCGACCUGGGAGACGGAGGGUCUCAAGCUCGCCCUCGCGCUCUCUGCCACCGGCACACUGGGCUACACCCAGACAAAAUUCCUCUCGGACCUCCUCGUCUAUAAGUGGGCAUCCCUGCAUGACGGACUCCAGGAUGCCAGUGCCCGUGUUGUGAUGCCGGGCUACAUCAUGGGAGGUGGAUCCCACGCAGUUGCGCACACUGACGAUGUCCUCUGGCGGCUGGUGAGCACCAAUGUGAGGCUGGGCAUGUACGACAGCCAGGCGACAGACGGCUGGAUGUACCUCGCCAGCUCCGCAGCCGUCGCCCGAAAGACUUUGGCCUGUCUCUUUUCAGACGGCCGCUCAAGCUCACUUCAGGCUGUUGGUGGGAAAGGCACGACGGGAGUCACCGUCACAAUCUUGGACGGUCUGCGAGAAAGCGCUUUCUGGAAGCUGGUGUCCCAGUCGGGCUAUGCCCUGGCUGCAGUUCCUCAUGACGGAUGGCUCGCUUCCGUCGAGGCGGCGGUCGAGGCCGAAGAUGUGAAGCAUCCUCUUUACCCAGUGCUACAUCUGGUCAAGCAGGGUGUUGGUCUUGGCGGUGGCUUGCCGGCUCGAGACAGUGACACGGGUGAUGAUUUUGAUAUGGAGUUGGAAGUACGAAGAGAUAUUUUGGCUAACUUGGAAUGUCUAAGGACUGCGGGAUACUUACCGGCCGUGUAG
Diaporthe batatas is the source of this 4764-nucleotide messenger RNA. RefSeq lists its product as uncharacterized. The transcript has a single exon. The record is from RefSeq and is a predicted model, not a curated record. Gene Ontology annotation, cellular component: cytoplasm. Gene Ontology annotation, biological process: secondary metabolite biosynthetic process; amino acid activation for nonribosomal peptide biosynthetic process. Gene Ontology annotation, molecular function: phosphopantetheine binding; catalytic activity. The coding region runs from base 1 to 4764 and encodes 1587 amino acids. Lineage: Eukaryota; Fungi; Ascomycota; Sordariomycetes; Diaporthales; Diaporthaceae.